AUGAAGCCUAGAACAGCAACCACCGAGAUCGGCCGCCGCCGCAGGCUCAUUGCCGCGUCGACGGUCCUCUUCUUUGCCGCCUCGGCCUCGGCCGCCGAUGCUACCACGCCGACCACCACGGGCGGCGACGGCACCGCCACCGGCACCUCCACGACCUCGGCCGGCACCAUCAACGUCACCGGCACCACCGUGCCCCAGCUCGUCACCGAAUCCGAGCCCUGCGCCCUCUUGUGCUACAACGCCGCCUGCCUCGACUCCGGCUGCUCGCCCGGCGACUUUGCCUGCGUCUGCGGCAACCCCCACUCGCUCGUCGUCAAGAUGGGCCUCUGCGUCGGCAAGGACUGCGACGACGCGCGCCAGUUCGACUCGGGCCAGUGGAUCGCCGACCUCUGCAGCGCGAUCGACAAGCAGGACCAGCCCAGCAGCGUGCGCGCGGCCGACCUGGCGAGCGCGUCGUCGGUCAUUGUGGCCGAGAUCUCGUCCGCGGCGGCCACGGCGACCAACAACCCGGUGCCCUCGACGGGGACGAUUUCCAACGGCGACAGCGGCGAGACGGCGGCGGCGGGAGCAUCGGGCACGGCGUCGGCGGCGGCGGGGCGGCCGCGGCUGCUGCACAUUGGUGCCGGCGGCCUUUUGGGGCUGACGUCGGUUGCAGUUGGUCUGGUGGGCGGCGCGGCCGUCCUUGCGGCGGCGGUACUUUAA
Sporothrix brasiliensis 5110 is the source of this 702-nucleotide messenger RNA. RefSeq lists its product as uncharacterized. The transcript has a single exon. Lineage: Eukaryota; Fungi; Ascomycota; Sordariomycetes; Ophiostomatales; Ophiostomataceae. Bases 1 to 702 code for a protein of 233 amino acids. The record is from RefSeq and is a predicted model, not a curated record.